AGAAUUCACGGAGAUCGCUCGUUUCAUUGUGAUGUCUGUGGUGUUUGUUUGGAUGUUCAACUUCGUGGAAAUCACAGAUGUCGCGCAGGGUCUGCACAUGACGAAUGCUGCAUUUGUUUAGAGGUAGUGUAUCAAUUUGAAGUUCUGAUUAGGAGUGAACGUUACAAUGAAAUGAAUAUCUGGAAUGGCGAAUUUUAUUACAUAUAAAUAUGCUAUAGACAUUUAGAUCUGAUACUAUAGUCUCUUUCUCUAUAUCUAUUUUGCUCAAUAUAUUCAAUAUAUUCUAAGCAAUGGUCAACACUAGAUAUUCUUACAUAUAUUUGUUCUCUAUAGGAUGCAUUCACAGGAUGUCAGAUCUUACCUUGUUCACACAAAGUCCAUAAAGAAUGCGCGACUCAGAUGAUCAGAAGUGGAAUGUGAGUGAGAUGCACUCUGAAUUUUGAUCAUUAUUUGAUUUUAUAGAACAUACCAUAUACACACGCAAAUUUCGACUCCUAAAGUAUUUGUUUUCUACAUUGUAGAACGCGUUGUCCGAUAUGUCGGGAAAGUUUUGCGCAUAAAUUGGAAAGAAGACCUCAUCCUUCAAAGAAACCACCUUGAGAAAAAGAAUAAGUUAUGGACUAUGUAUGGCGUGGUAGAUAGAACAAAUCGAUGAUUGUAUUUUAGAUGUCAGAUCAUGUGCACAUUUAAUACGAUGACUCUGCACGUUUAACAUGAUUAUACAGUGUGCAUUUAAUAUGAUAAUGAUACUGAUAGCCUUUCUUUGAUUAGGUACACGUUUUAAUUAGGCUAAUUAUGUGCAAUAUUAAUGCUAUGCGCCUUUGAUUUGACGAUUGUACACCUUUGUUUUGAUCAAACGUAACCAUCUAACGCUCUGAUCUUGAAAACACAAAUUCAUUUCUCUGUCAUUUCAAUGAGUGAAAUUCAGAACGUAAUUAACGAGUUGGUUCAACUUCGUGCGAGUUUCCUAGAAACAGAAAGUCAACAUGACAUAACUUCGACGAUGCACAGCGUUCGAUUUCGGUAACCUACCUUUGCAAACUGUCUAUAAAUCACAAUCACAAUCCGAUCCAGGUCUUGAUAUGUAAGCUCAGAACAAUGCACUGUCUGCACACCUACCAGACCUAAGUUGUACUCGGUCAUCCGUCUAAUAAUAGUGCGAGUCGAGACGCCAAGCAUUCUUGAUAUUAAAGUACGUCUUGUUGAAUCCAUUGACAGAAAGAAUUCCUAUUAUCUCGGCAGAGAAACUUCCUAAACUAAGCUAAGAAAUUUCCCAAUGCUGAAGUAGUUAUUGUUUCUCCCAAAAUACUCACGCAUAUCAUAUUAAAUGCACACUGUAAUCAUAUUAAACCCCUAAUCGUAUUAAAUGUGCACAGUCAUGACCAUCUAAUCGACAAAUUAUCAAUUUGUCCUAUCUACCGCGCCAUAUAACUAUGUAAAUAGUGUAUAUCGUCAUAUACUCUGUUGCAAAUAGCUGCAGAUUUCAUGGCAUGAUUUUGCCAAAUUAGUUGAGCCAUAGUCCAGCUCGUAUAUAAACAGAUUCCUAAUCGUUCUAUUCUAAUUUUGAUAUUGCACUCAUAGUUUAGUUUUGUUAUUGUGUUUUUUGCGUGGACAAAGAACAUGCACGAACCAUUAUCGAUUAAGAUUUAGUCUUCAAUGUAUGUUCUGUUUAGAAUUGCACGCAGGUUUUGGGGAUAUUUAAAUGGCUAUUUACUAAACUUUCAAUCAGGGGCGUCGGAGCAGCUCUAAAA
Messenger RNA from Paramuricea clavata, 1751 nucleotides. The record is from the annotation of a GenBank genome assembly. Lineage: Eukaryota; Metazoa; Cnidaria; Anthozoa; Malacalcyonacea; Plexauridae.